Dermacentor silvarum is the source of this 2030-nucleotide messenger RNA. RefSeq lists its product as uncharacterized. The transcript is spliced from 13 exons. The record is from RefSeq and is a predicted model, not a curated record. NCBI's taxonomy places the organism in Eukaryota, Metazoa, Arthropoda, Arachnida, Ixodida, Ixodidae. Bases 38 to 1375 code for a protein of 445 amino acids.
GCAGGGCUAUGAGUAGAGUGUACUAGUACACCGUACUAUGAGUUCCAUCUCAAGCAGCUUUCCCGGGGCAGCUUGCGCGGUGCGAAAUGACGGCUUUUUUCGCGGCCGGCGAGUGAUGCGUGCAGAAGCUAGCCGUCGCGACAGAAGGUUUACCUUGCUCGAAGCGCGGAGACGCAUUCCUGUAAGCUGCGCCGAUGAGGGGGCCCACACAAGUGGAACUGCUGAGGACGAACAGGGUAGCGACGAUGACGCGCAACCAUUCACAAAUCGUAUUAUGCGGUGGAAGCAACGAAAACAGCUACUGAAGGCUGUGGCUGGAAAACAAAAGGCCCCAUUCCGACCACCUAGCUGCAAACCAAGUCCUCUGCCAGCUUUGCCGGACUUUGCAUCGUUCCGCCAACGACACCUGCGCUACUAUGACAGCAUCCGCCACACGUUCAUCACCGAUGCAACAUCAGUGGGCAGCUGUGUUGACUGCCAUGACAACUUCAAGGCUGCACAUGUAGCUUCCAAGGAUUCAGAGCGGCCUCCCUGGAACGACUCGACGCAGCUGUCGUUUGCUCCCGUUGGUUUCCAGUUUCAGUGUCAGCUGCCUGGAAGCAAGCGUGCUGCGACGAAGGCAGCCAGGAAGGCAGAAAAAGGCAAGGCUAUCGAGGUGAAGCCCAACACCAGCCGGAAUGCGACAGGACAGCAAAAGGAAACUACCCUGGAACUUCCAGACUUCUCGUUCCUGUUUCAGCCCGUGCACUUCUCGCCCCUGUUUCGAGACAAAAAAGUGAACAAAGCAGAGAAGACAUCAAAGCGGGGUGUCCUUCCAAGUGGGAGUAACUCUGGAUCGUCUAGCCAGGACGUUAAACUUCGGGGAUCGAUGCGACCGCAUGAAGGGAGCAAGAACAUGCCUGGUGUUGUACGAGAAGCAUCAAAGAAAUCAGAUGUUACCUCCAAGGAAAACCAAGAACAAAAGCUGAAGCAAGCUACUAUAGAACCGGACUUGUCAUUCCGGUUUGAGACCUUGCGGUUGUCGCCCCCUGUUCCAGCCAAAAAAGUGAACAAAGCAGAGAAGACAUCAAAGCGGGGUGUCCUUCCAAGUGGGAGUAACUCUGGAUCGUCUAGCCAGGACGUUAAACUUCGGGGAUCGAUGCGACCGCAUGAAGGGAGCAAGAACAUGCCUGGUGUUGUACGAGAAGCAUCAAAGAAAUCAGAUGUUACCUCCAAGGAAAACCAAGGUGGCCCGGGGCUUUCCUCGUUAUCGCCGCACAGUAAAAGAUCGCUAGGCAAACAAGCCAAUCUCGGCUCUGUUCCUGCAGACAAGGAAAAUGUGGGAAAGUGCCGCUACAACCUGAGGCAAGCAAAGCCAGGUUCCAAAAAGCCAUGACUGGCAUCAAGCCAUGAUCAACCAUGACUUACUUGAUGCCCAUGGCUUCUGAAGAAGCACUGGUGUGGUGUGGCGCGAGCCAAAGGGGCCCUGAACUAAGAGCUCCACCCUACGAGGAAGUUGCCCCACCUCAUUAAAAAUGUUUUCUCACUCUCUACCUUCAUACACUAAUGUCCACAGCAGCUGUGAUGUACUAGCCAAAAGACCCUUUCCAUAAUGGUAAAGCUAGAUUUCCUGCGAGGCAGAUUACCCAACUAAUGUUAAUGUCAUUUUUACAAAAAGUCUCUACAAGCACAGUUUGCUUCUAUUAUGACAUGGAAAAUGUAGGCAUGGCUAUUGUGAUGAAAUCACGCCCAAGUGUGUGCAUCUAGCACUUCGUCUUCAUUGGAACAAUGGUCAGCCCUGCCAUUAGUUGGCUAAUGUGCAUCGCAGAGAUGUGCACUUGCGAAUUAUGAAAAGUGUCUAUUGUCAGGUGGCCUACAUAUAUAUAUGUUGCACCAAGCAAGUCUGCAAGUGUCAAUUGGUCAUAUCUCUUUCAGGUGCUAUGUGUGCAAAUGUGCACCGAAGAUAGUACAUCAAAAUUAAGGCAACUGAUGAAGAUAUUUACAAUAUGUCACAUAGAUGUUGCAAUACUUCCGAUCUUACCUAAGUUUGA